AUGAUGAUUCCAAGCAAUCAUGAUACUGGUGAUAAUGCAUGGAUGAUGACAUCCACUGCAUUAGUUUUACUUAUGACACCAGCAUUAGCUUUUUUCUAUGGUGGUCUUGUUGAUAGAAAAAAUAUUUUAAAUCAACUUUUUCUUUCAUUUAUUUGUAUGGGUAUUGUCUUUUUACAAUGGGUUUUAUUUGGUUUUUCAUUCGCUUAUGGUCCUCCGAUUAGUGUUGGUUUUGGAUCAUUUGGAUGGUCUGUUUUACGAUUUGGUGAAUAUAACAAUGCAAUCUAUAGUCCAACAUAUCCAUUAUUAACAUUUGCUGCAUAUGAAGGUACAUUUGCUAUAAUAACACCAGCUCUUAUUUCAGGUGCAAUUGUUGGUCGAAUGAAAUUAAUUCCUUAUAUGAUAUUUAUUUUUAUAUGGACAACUGUUUGUUAUGAUCCAAUGGCUCAUUGGGUAUGGGGUAAUAAUGGUUGGUUAAAACAUUUGGGUACACUUGAUUUUGCUGGUGGAACCGUAGUACAUAUUUUAUCUGGUGUAUCAGGUCUUGUUGCAUCAUUAAUUCUUGGUAGACGAUCUGAUUAUGAUCCAUAUAGUACUACAGCUCAUAAUCUUCCAUUUACUAUAUUGGGUACAUGUUUAUUAUGGGUAGGAUGGUCUGGUUUUAAUGGUGGUUCAUCUAAUGGAGCAGAUGGUUUAGCUGCUCUAGCUAUAAUCAAUACAAAUGCAGCAGCUGCUAUUGGACUGGUGACAUGGGUAGUUAUCGAUGCUAUUCGUGGACAUGUAUCUAUUUCAGGUGCUUGCAUUGGUCCAAUAGUAGGUCUUGUAGCUGUGACACCAGCAUGUGGAUUCGUUCAACCUGGAUGGGCUUUACUCAUUGCUUUUAUUGCAACAGUUAUUGUCUAUUUUCUUAUAUUAAACAAACAUCACAUGCAUUUUGAUGAUACAUUAGAUGUUGCUGUUGUUCAUGGAUGUGGAGGUAUAUUAGGUGCAUUUAUGACUGGUUUAUUUCCUCAAAAAUCGGUCAAUCCACUAAUGGGUACUGAUGGUGCUUUUUAUGGACGACCAAUUCAAAUAUGGUAUCAAAUUGCUGGUAUUCUUACAGCAAUUGGUUUUGCUGCUGCAUGUACUGCUGGUAUUCUUUUUCCUUUGCAUUGGAUUAUGGGCAUUCGUUUGGCAAAAGAAGAUGAACUUGAAGGACUUGAUCUAACAGAGCAUGGUGAAAAUUGGGAAGUGACCGCAUCACGAGCUGUUAGUGAUCUUGUGCAAAAAAUUCUAGAAGAACAAGGUAUGACGAAAGAAGAAGCUGAAGAUAAUGGAACUUUGGAAUUACAUUACAAUCCGGAAAAUCCAAAUAAAAAAGCAUUUAGAGUUCCUCUCUUGAAACGACUAAAGUCAAGUCGUUCUCAAAUUGAUAAUGAUCCAGUAGAUAACAUUCACCUAGAACACAAUCUUAAUGAAAAGGAAUUUGAUCACGAUGGAAUUAAUAGACAACCAAUUAAUGCUCAUAUUAUUCGCUUUUAA
Rotaria sordida is the source of this 1518-nucleotide messenger RNA. NCBI's taxonomy places the organism in Eukaryota, Metazoa, Rotifera, Eurotatoria, Philodinida, Philodinidae. The record is from the annotation of a GenBank genome assembly.